Molecule: messenger RNA, 327 nt
Organism: Rhinopithecus roxellana (golden snub-nosed monkey)
Lineage: Eukaryota; Metazoa; Chordata; Mammalia; Primates; Cercopithecidae
Product: X antigen family member 5
Exons: 4
Coding region: 1-327 (108 amino acids)
Source: RefSeq, a predicted model, not a curated record
AUGAGUUGGCGAGGAAGAAGAUAUAGACCAAGACGAUGUUUACGACUUGCUCAGCUGGUUGGGCCUAUGCCUGAGCCCAGUGUGCCAGAGCCUCAACAAGAAGGACCACCAACUGAAAGUCAGGAUCAUACACCUGGUCAGAAGAGAGAAGAAGAUCAGGGUGCAGCUGAGAUUCAAGUGCCCGACCUGGAAGCUGAUCUCCAGAAGCUGUCUCAGUCAAAGACUGGAAAUGAAUGCGGAGAUGGUCCUGAUGUCCAGGGGAAGAUUCUGCCAAAAUCAGAGCAAUUUAAAAUGCCAGAAGGAGGGGAAGGGAAACCACAGCUUUAA